Brachypodium distachyon (stiff brome) is the source of this 2081-nucleotide messenger RNA. RefSeq names its product RAP domain-containing protein, chloroplastic. Gene Ontology annotation, biological process: chloroplast rRNA processing; regulation of mitochondrial mRNA stability; mitochondrial RNA processing. Gene Ontology annotation, molecular function: RNA binding. Gene Ontology annotation, cellular component: chloroplast; ribonucleoprotein granule; mitochondrial matrix. The record is from RefSeq and is a predicted model, not a curated record. The coding region runs from base 75 to 1919 and encodes 614 amino acids. The transcript is spliced from 3 exons. Lineage: Eukaryota; Viridiplantae; Streptophyta; Magnoliopsida; Poales; Poaceae.
GAAGAAGACUGUCCGUUUGCAAGGAAAGUAAAGAAAAAGAAAAGCCCAUCCAUCCUGAGCUGAGACGCUGAGAAAUGGCGGCGCCCGUCGACGCCGCCUCCUCCUUCCAGCCCAAACUUGGUUUCCUCCUCGUACGUCGCCCGCCGCAAGCUCUCCUCCUCCUGCCACGGCUCGCCCACACAAUCCCUAACCUCGCCGUCAACCCUUGCCGCGCCUCCGUCAAAGAGGACGAUGCCACGCCGCAGUGGCAGCUUGACUUCUUGGGGCCUCAUCCUCAGCCGCGGCCUGACGAGGAGGAGGACGACGACCCGCUCCCCGCCGAGAGCACCGACUGGUGCGUCCGCGCGCGACGUUCCGCGCUGCGGUCCAUCGAGGCAAGGGGCCUCUCGCCCUCGCUCCAGCGGAUGGUCUCCCCUCCCAAGAAAAUUAGCAACAACAAGAAGAGGAAGAAGCAGAAGAAAAUUCUCGACAAGAAGAAGAAGAAGAAUGAUGAGCUCACAGAUGAAGAAGACGAGAUGGAUAGUGAUGCGGUGCCGGACGACCUCGACCACAGAGUCGCGCAGCUUGCUGACGGCGUGUUCGACGAAAAGCGCCAGCGGAACAGGGAGCUCUUCAUCCAGACGCUUUCCAGCUUCUCUGCUGCGCAGCCCUCCAACAGGAGCAAAGAGGUGUCCCUGAACAGGGACAUCGUCCAGGCUCGUACCGCCGAGGAGGUGCUCGCGCUCACAGCCGAGGUCAUGGCAGCUGUCGCCAAAGGUCUCAGCCCGUCGCCACUCACGCCGCUCAACAUCGCCACUGCUCUCCACCGCAUUGCCAAGAACAUGGAGACCGUGUCCAUGACACAGACGCACCGACUCGCCUUUGCGCGGCAAAGGGACAUGUCCAUGCUUGUGGGCCUGGCAAUGCUGUCCCUGCCGGAAUGCUCGCCUCAGGGUGUGUCUAACAUUUCCUGGGCCUUGUCCAAGAUUGGGGGUGACUUGCUCUACUUGCCGGAAAUGGAUAGGAUUGCUAAGGUGGCCAUCUCCAAGGUUGAUGAUUUCAACGCACAGAAUGUUGCCAAUGUUGCUGGAGCAUUUGCUUCCAUGCGCCAAUCAGCACCAGCCCUUUUCUUAGCGUUGGCCCAGAGAGCAGCACAGCUAGUAUACACCUUCAAGGAGCAAGAGCUUGCUCAAUUCUUGUGGGGAUGUGCUUCUCUUAAUGAGUGCCCCUAUCCUUUGCUUGAUGCACUUGAUGCUGCCUUUCAGGAUGGCCUUGUGUCAGACAUGCGGCAGACCUCUGCCAAAGACGCUUCAAGUGGAGAAGAUGUUAGCAAUGCUCAUGCGCUCAGCUUUAGCCGAGAUCAGCUUGGCAAUAUUGCUUGGUCCUAUACUGUCCUUGGGCAAAUCGACCGCCAGUUCUUCUCACAUAUCUGGAAAACUCUGAAGCAAUAUGAAGAGCAACGAGUCUCGGAUCAGUACAGAGAAGAUAUAAUGUUCGCAUCACAGGUUUAUCUUGCAAAUCAGUCUGUAAAGCUUGAGUACCCACAUCUUGAUUUUGCCUUAAGAGGCGAUCUUGAAGAGAAAAUAACAAAAGCGGGGAAGAGCAAACGGUUCAAUCAGAAGACAACUUCCUCGUUUCAAAAGGAGGUUGGUCAUCUUCUAUAUAUUACGGGGCAUGAGUGGAUUAGAGAAUAUACAGUAGAUGGUUAUACUCUUGAUGCGGUGCUAGUUGAUGAGAAGGUUGCACUUGAGAUUGAUGGAACAACACACUUCUCAAGGAAUUUAGGCACACCAUUAGGCCACACAGCACUUAAAAGGCGUUACAUAACCACUGCUGGAUGGAAGUUGGUUUCCCUGUCCCAUCAAGAGUGGGAGGAGCUUCAAGGAGAGUCUGAGCAAAUGGAGUAUCUGAGGAGAAUUUUAGGCAUUGAUGCAGAAUAAGUUCAACAGAAUAGCUUAUCAGAUGGAGCAUAAAUUGUGCCAGUUUUCUUGUUCUGAUAACUGCUACAAAAUAAUUGUUCAUUUUAGUUGGUCUUGCACAGAAGCGCAUACGUUUUCUGUUCAAUUUGCAAGGUGAAUUACAUGUUUUUUUUGCUUCGCCCA